AUGAAACUCCUCAAGGCAGUUGCCAUAAAGGCUGCAUUGGCCUUGAUUGCGACAGAUGUGGCCUUCGCUGAUGUUCUGACGACUAUAGAUACCUAUAUAGGUGCGUCAGACUUGAGCAUCGGACCUAUCACGGUUUCUUCAAAAUAUCAGACUCUUCCAGAAGGCGAACCGACCACCGCAAGCACUGGGUGCUCAACAGCUUCGCCGUCCGUUCCCUCCCCAUUGAACGCCUGGAAUGGCUCUAUGCCCCAAGUUACGACGGAUGCCGAGAUGAGCCAGCCUUCCAGAGUCAUCGAAAGUAUCGAAACCUUGUCGACUGUCACUGCCGUCUCAAGUAAAAGAAACUGGUUUGACUUUUUCGGUGGGAAAGAAGACAAGGACAGCCUGAAAAGAUCUGCCGCCAUCUACAAGACUGUCGUGACAACAAGCCCGGAAAUCGCCCCCAGCCUCCUUGACCGCCGCGAUUGGGACGAUUGGGUCGAUUGGCCAACGACCUCUGGAGGCACGAGCAACCCCUUGACGUCUUCUUCAUCAUCUUCCCUCCCACCAAUCGACCAUGAAACCACGUCGACAGCACCAACCUCCGUCACAACCUCUUCCUCAAAAGCUGGUAACAGCCCGGCCGGGGGUCACGACAUCUACGAGUAG
Capronia epimyces CBS 606.96 is the source of this 648-nucleotide messenger RNA. RefSeq lists its product as uncharacterized. NCBI's taxonomy places the organism in Eukaryota, Fungi, Ascomycota, Eurotiomycetes, Chaetothyriales, Herpotrichiellaceae. The transcript is spliced from 2 exons. The record is from RefSeq and is a predicted model, not a curated record. The coding region runs from base 1 to 648 and encodes 215 amino acids.